This is a messenger RNA of Filobasidium floriforme, 1346 nucleotides long. RefSeq lists its product as uncharacterized. The record is from RefSeq and is a predicted model, not a curated record. The transcript is spliced from 2 exons. The coding region runs from base 253 to 924 and encodes 223 amino acids. NCBI's taxonomy places the organism in Eukaryota, Fungi, Basidiomycota, Tremellomycetes, Filobasidiales, Filobasidiaceae.
CGCUUCGAUCCCCCUCUUUCCAGGUCGGACACACUUAGAUAACCUUGGUAGUGAGACGGCACUUACCUUUGCGUAUGCAUUUGCGUGCUUUACAUUUUUAGAUGAGACCGACCUCGGAGCACCGGCAGCGUUGAAACCAGAAGUGAGUGCGGGUAAGAAUCGUUUCCAGACGCAACCGACAUUGAGUAGUUGAUCUCUCAGUCGGAGCAGAAUAUCUCUCAUGGUCAAGCCAUAGAACGCAAUGACCGGUCGAUGCUCAAGUUGGCUCGAGACGCUUUCGACCCUGUUAUGCUGAGUGAAGGAGAGAAGGCGCCGAGGUUUGCCCCCUACACACCCCUUCUAAACAUGAUACCCGUAGCCACCCAACAGCCCGUGAAGAUGAAGACCCGUCGUAGCAUCGCGGCUCCUCCCAUCUCGUUCUCGGACGCUACCGGACGCCUCGACCGAUCCGUUCUGGACAGCAUUAUUUGGACAAGGAUCGCGCAAUCCAAACCCGACGCGAUAGUAUGCGUGUACGAAACCGAAGGAGGAACCUGCUCGGACACAAGCUGUGAACACAUACACCUUUCGCGGGACAUCAUCCCGACUCAUGAGGAUCUCCUUCAAUUGGUCAGCAUCGUUGUUCCGGCAUCAUCUCCUGCUCAUCCGACGCUUCAAACGGCUGCCUCGAGCAUCUUCGUGGGGCCGAACGUGAAAUCCAAGAAGGUAGCUUCGGUAAAGAAGAGAAAGGGUACUUCCACCAUCAAGCAGAAGAAGAUCAAGGCCAGCAGUAAACCGGGCGAGACGGCUACCGAGAACGAUGUAGCUGGUUCAUCGAGCACACCAGCGUCCGACCCUGCUUCUGCAAGUGCUCGGACGGUAGCGGUGGAAGAUUUCCUGCAGGACGUGCAGCGAGCGAUCUCUGUCGCCGCAGAAGCAGCCUAACUUUACUUGAUACUUUGCAGCCGAGCCGAACCGCUUGGCGAACGAGAAGAAACUCAACACGACGGCCCACGCAACAUGAUGAGAUGGGGACACGAGGUAUAGUAUUAUGAACCGACUCCGAUUUUUUACGACAAGCCCCAUGAACAAUUCUGGUCUCCGAAAUACACGACCGACGAUGGCCACCGACAAGAACCAAUAUAGACUUAGUCCCGAGCGGAUAGCUCCGUCGACAGCUGGUCAACGAUAACACGAUGACGAGCCGUUAAUGGUUGCCGGUUCUCCUCUAUCGAAUCUUCGGAGAUCACGUGGGGAAGACACGAUUCUGUUUCCCGACCCGUGGACUGGUAUUCUGGGCUCUAUUUGUAGAGAGACACGUUUCUGUGGAGUGUAUACUGUUUUAUUGCAUGUCACAUGCCGUUCCA